Messenger RNA from Coccomyxa subellipsoidea C-169, 821 nucleotides. RefSeq lists its product as hypothetical. The coding region runs from base 12 to 293 and encodes 93 amino acids. The transcript is spliced from 4 exons. Lineage: Eukaryota; Viridiplantae; Chlorophyta; Trebouxiophyceae; Coccomyxaceae. The record is from RefSeq and is a predicted model, not a curated record.
UGACGAGGAAGAUGAUGACGAGGAUGAUGAGGUGGAGGCCAUCAAUGGGCGGCUGGCAGCUGCAGCUGAUGAGGACGAUGACGAGGAGGGUGAGGAGGAGGAGGAUGAAGAUGACGAGGAAGAGGAGGCUGUCACCCCCAAGAAUGGCAAGCGGCAGGCGGCUGCUGCGCCCAAGACACCCCAGCCCCAGAAGAAGGCCAAGGUGGAGCUCAAGGCGCCCAAGAGCGCGCCCGCCAAGGUGCAGGGCAAAGGUAAGGGCGGCGAUGGUGCGGCAGACUUCGAGGCCGGCCUGAAGGCUGCACUGGCGAAGGGGCCCAUGAGCAUUGCGCAGCUGGGCAGUGCAGUCAAGCGCCCGCCCAGCGUGCCCAAGCUGAAGAAGUUCAUAGACGACAGCAAGGCCUUCAAGAUCGAUAGCAAGAUGAUCGUUUCCCUGGUCUAGUUUUGACGUCUUCACGGCAAAGGCGGGAUUCCUUUUGUUCACCCCUUUCACUUGGGAUUUGAAGAUGGAAUUUGCACGGAAUUUAUAUGUGUCCUUGCUUUAGGACACUAUGGGUGAGCAUAUCAAGGGGUGAGGGUGUGGUUGCUGUCGAGAAGAACAAUGCUUGAACGUGUUUGGUGAAAAGCAGCAAACGAGCUGCAGUCAGAAUGUGUGUGGGCUGUGGGGUCACUGCCUGUGUUGGCUAAGCCAGUCCAUGCAUGUCUGUGCCCUGCCCUGCUUGUAUUAGUGAGAACCACUGCUCUCUUAUGCGUGCAAAGUAUGAAAAAUUCGCUUGCCACCGUCUGUGUAUGCCGCUGUUUAUUGAGUAAUUUGCCAUUGGCAC